Messenger RNA from Biomphalaria glabrata, 2421 nucleotides. RefSeq names its product serine/threonine kinase SAD-1-like. Gene Ontology annotation, biological process: autophagosome organization; peptidyl-serine phosphorylation; autophagy. Lineage: Eukaryota; Metazoa; Mollusca; Gastropoda; Planorbidae. The record is from RefSeq and is a predicted model, not a curated record. Bases 247 to 1401 code for a protein of 384 amino acids. The transcript is spliced from 8 exons. Gene Ontology annotation, cellular component: cytoplasm; autophagosome. Gene Ontology annotation, molecular function: protein serine/threonine kinase activity; ATP binding.
UAAAAAGUGAUGUUUGGAUAUAAACUGUUUAUUUUAUCAAGCCAGUUUGGAUUUAUUUUUUAAAGUUUAUACUUCACAAUUUUAAAUUUUUUAUUGUAUCAUAAGACCAUCCUCUUCGUUUUUAUAUGUGUUUUAACAUUUUCUUCAUUGGUAUAGAAUCUUGGUAUAGAAAAGUUAAAUUGUGUGCUAUUUCGGAAUUGUUAUCUGUAUAUUGCGCUAAGUGUUAUUUUAAAAUUUCAUGUGACAAUGUGUUCCCGCCAAGGAGACUCAGUGCUUCCAUAUCUACACUACAGGUCCCAAGAUCUCUUUCGAGGAAAAUUCAAUCUUCAAGUCUUGGCCUUAGUAGGUCACGGCUAUGCCGGAAAAGUUGUGAAAUGCGUGGUCAACUCGCCGGCCUCAAAGAACGUUUCCAGCCUUUCCGAGGUUUUGCAUUGCAGCAAAGAUUUGAGCAGUUCUACAGGAAUGUGUAAAGGACAGUCCGAAAGACUACAAUACCGAUGUUCUCUAAGUCAAAGUGAGAUCUCUGACGAUGACGACGAUGAUGAUUAUGAUUACGAUGAAGAUUUAGACAUAUUUGCUUUUGACGGAAACGACUGUGACCCUAGGUGUGUAAAUGGUAAUCCCGAAGGUCAAGGGUCGAGUGCGGCCAGUGAAAUAAACUGCAAUGUAGCACGCGAAAGGUUCAGUGUCGAAGCUUCAUCGCCCGAAGGAUGUCAUCGCAGACAACUCAUAGCUGUCAAGAUUAUCGACAAAGCGAAAGUAAAACCUUGCAGUGUAGAAAAUGAAGUCAAGCUUCUAAGUGCUGUCAGAGGUCCUAAUGUAAUCGAGUAUUUUUCUUCAGUCGAGUGUCGAGACUCCUACUGGAUACUUACUGAGCUCUGUAGCCGAGGGGAUCUGUAUGAAUUUUUGAAACAACUGGAUGACUUGAAUAUCAUGGCAAGAUUUUUUCUGUCUGAUAUCGUCUCGGCACUUGAGAGUCUCCACAGCCACUUGAUAGCGCACAGCGACGUGAAGAUGAAGAAUAUAUUAAUAUCUGAUAACAAUGUGGCUAAACUAGCAGAUUUUGGUUUUGCAAAGCUGUACAACAGCGCCAAUGAAAUGGAGAGCGAAUGUCGAGGAACCAAAGACUAUUGGUGCCCAGAGAUGUGCCUAGAGGAUUCAUUGUUUAACCCGUUCAAAGCAGACAUCUAUGCUCUAGGUGUCACAUUCACUGGAGUCUGCAGAAAGCGGCCAAUCAAAAAGAAGUACGACAACAUACACAGCGUGAUUGAAACAUUUCAAGAUAAAAAACAAAGGCAACUUUUUAAUGGACUGCUGCAUGUGGAUCCUGAACAAAGAUUCGACUUUCCUCACAUCAAGAGCAACCCUUGGCUUAAUGAGAGACUCAAGAAUUACAUAUGAACUGAGAGUUCCUGGCAAAUGAUAAACAAGGGAGACUAUUAAAUGAGGGCGAAAACUCAAGGUGACCAGACUUCCAAGAGAUCGAUGCUUGUGCAAAUGAUUGAAUCUUGAAGGUAAAGAAACGUUUCCACUGUGUCUUACGUCUGUGUUCCAGCAGUCUGUCGAAUGGACUUCCUUUUGAAUAGUAUCAGUACUGAGCCUGCAAGGAGACCUGUUGAAGAAAUAGAAUCUCAUGUUAAAGAAACUAAAUACCAAAGUACAGACAAGAGAGUAAUGUUUAAAGGCCAAAGUUUUUUUUUUUACUUCACAAAUAUUUAAGCUUGUUUGUGCCAAUACAUUCAAUGACAAAUAGUUUGUGUCUUGAAACGGUGAUUAUAAAAAAUUGUAUUUUUAGAUUCUAACCAAAACUUUUAUUGAACAUUUCUGACACAACUCUUGAGAAUUUUUAUUCUGUGCAAUGAAUUUAUGCUUCUUACAUUUGUAUUUUUAAACUAUACAUUUGUCGCAUAUGCAAGUGUUAUUGAGACAAUGAUGAAUGGACCAUUUGUCAUAGGUUCUAUUUUAAUCUCUUGUAAAUUUUGUUUUAUAAAUUUUAGAUUCUUUUUUAUAGUAUGUGAGUGAGCUUGUUACGGGCGCUAUCUCUACAUGAUGCAUUAAAAUGCUUUUAAAUUAAAUUAUUCUUAUUUAUUCAGGUAUGAGAAAAGAUGUGUGAUUUGUGCAUAUUUGUCCAUUUUAUAACAUAAACAUCUGCUCAAAAUCAGCUACCACUUUUCAUGCAUUUUAUUAAAGACUUUAAUAUAUUAUAUGUAUUAAGCUACUACUUACAUUUCAUUAUGACUGGCAUACAUACAGUGGGCUCCUGAUAACCGGCAUAUGCAUUAUACAACGUUCAAUAUUUAAAGCAUAUUAAUGAAUGGACUAGACAGUGUCUGUUCUACACAAUAAAAUGUAUCAAGCUUCAACCCAGAAAAAAGCAAAUAAACUUGAUCACAAAAGCACAAAUUUGUAUUCUUUAUUACA